Oncorhynchus kisutch (coho salmon) is the source of this 4623-nucleotide messenger RNA. Its product is annotated as syntaxin-binding protein 4-like. The record is from RefSeq and is a predicted model, not a curated record. The transcript has 23 exons. Lineage: Eukaryota; Metazoa; Chordata; Actinopteri; Salmoniformes; Salmonidae. Gene Ontology annotation, molecular function: protein binding. Bases 166 to 2334 code for a protein of 722 amino acids.
CUGCAGGCAGACGAUCAUGUGGCUCGAGCGAAAGGAAGACCCCUGCGCGCUGAGCGGCUGAGAGCGCGGGCUUUGGACUCCGGAAGAAGGGCGAUGGAAUAGAAUUCUACGUUGCCUGGCGACCGACCGACCGACCGACGGUCGACUGAACUAUUGGGAGUCAAUAUGCCAACGUUUUCUGUCAUGUACAAAGGAGCAGUUAUCAUUAGCAGGACACUAAUGGGUCCGUAUGGGGUAGAUCGUGCCGUUCAUGAAAUAGAAUUUACUGACUGUGAGAAUGGACUGGGGAUCAAAGUGAUUGGAGGAAUGAAGGAGUUAACGGGAGAGGAGUUUGGAGUCUACGUCAAAAGGAUUUUACCUGGUGGCCUUGCUUCAAGUGAUGGACACCUUCAGGCGGGAGACCAGAUCUUGGAGGUGAAUGGGGAGAGUUUACUAGGGGUCACCAGUGAAAGAGCAGUAGACGUUCUGAGGUCAGCGUCCUCGAGCAACCAAAUGCGCCUUCUGAUCGCCAGAGACGAGGAAGCCAGGAGAGAGUUUUCAGAGCUUUUGGAGAAGUAUGGAUCCAGCAGUAGUACUGGGUCGACACGCAACUCUCCCAUCCAGCAUGCAGGCAGAUAUCUGGACAGCACAUCGUCCGGGUCCUCGUCACGCUCCCAGAGUCCUUUGCUUUUGAGUCCUGCUGGCUCUCAGAGCACCUACAACAACCCUCUACUGCGCUCCCUCAGUCACCCAGGAGAGGGUGUGAUCCAGCUGAUCUCUGUAGCCCGCUCCUCUAGUCUGGGCAUCACCAUCGGCGGAGGCUCCAAUAGACCGGACGGCCCUGCGGUCUUCAUCCAGGAGGUUCUGUCUGGGGGAGACUGCCACAGGGAUGGGCGCCUGAGGCCAGGGGAUCAGCUCAUUGCCAUCAACAAGGAGUCCUUGAUAGGUGUGACCCACGAGGAGGCUAAGAGCAUGGUCAACAAGGUCAAAUUCAGUCAAGAGGCGGUGGUGGAGGUUGCUUUCAUCCCUGGUAAAGGUCCGUUCCCCAACAGCACGUCUUUACACAACGGUGUCCAGCGCGGCGUUGGCAACGGGUACAGCUCCGGACGCUUAAAAGUCCACGUCAGAUCACCAGAGAUCCGUACAGGGGAACCUGCCCCACUGCCUUCUCCCUCCCCUGACAUCUGCCCUCCAGAUAUACACAUUUCAGGCUCGGCCCCCACCCAGAGAACAGUGUUGUCUGCAGCCAAACCCAAGAUCACCCUGGACCCUCACAUACGCCUCAAGUCUGACAAACUGGACCUGGCGUUGUCGUACCUGGGUCUGGACGUGACGGAGGAGAAGAGGAGGAAGCUGAGACAAAGUCUUAUCACUGACCCACAGGGAACUGUGUCCUACGGAGACUUUGUUGAGGCCACACGCAACGUCUACCAAGAGAAUCUGGAGGAGGCGGGACUAGGGCAGAAAGAGUUCAUGUUCUCCUAUCACGAAGCAGCUAGCUUGAUGGACACCUCUGCCUUCCACUCCCCGACCUUUGAUUCAGAUUCCUACAGUAGUGAAGAACUGGAACACUUUCAGGCGGAGGUGAAACAGCUGCAGAACCAGAUUAAACAACUCAAGUCCAAUCACAGUCAGCCUGCUGGUUUUCCUACACUACCCCAGAUCAGUCAGCCUGCUGGUUUUCCUACACUACCCCAGGUCAGUCAACCUGCUGCUUUUCCUACACUACCCCAGGACACAGAGCACAGCAAGUCGACCCUGGAGGAGGAGCUACACAACACCUCAGAGAAAGCGUGUGCGACGGUGGAGGAGAACAGUCGCCUGAAGACUCGUGUGCAGGUAGCGGAGGCAGUGCAGGGAGACAGACAGAGUAACAGUGCAGAGCAGGACUAUGAAGAGGUCAUUACACUGCUAGAGGCUGAGAUCAAAGACCUGAAGAACCAACUGGCGGGCAAGAAACAGAAGGGUCUGGAAGCUACUAAGGAAGAUGUGAUGGAGUUAAACAGGAAGUUGUCGAUGAUUGACUGUCAGCUGAGGAAGUCUGAGCUGAGCAGAAGACACCUGGAGAUCUCCAACAAGAAACUACUGGGAUUCGCACAGAAUGUUCACAAAGUGCUCACCACCCCCAGCUUGUUUGGAAUGGAAAAUGGGAGUAGCAGGACCUCUCCAGCCACAGACAGCCCAGAGACCCCCUCUCCCAUCCCAGACCCAGCCUGCCAGUUAGCUGCAGAGGCCAGGGAGCUGGUGGAGGGGGUCAGAUCCCUGAGCAGCACCGAUGAUACAGCCCCUCUCAGUGACUCAGAGGUGGGUGAACCACCUGACCCAGCCAUGGACCCUAACCGGGCAACACAGUGACCCUCAUAGCUCGGCGGCUCAGACAUCUCCUACAGAAGAUCCAGCCAAAGACAAGCGCCGCCAGUAGAGAACAUUCAGAGAACGUCACAGAGAGCGUUUUAGAGAACGUUACGAGGACGUGAAAAGAACAACGUGGCUGGGGACUAGGCUCAGAAGAACACAGUGGUUGGCUGACUACGUUUACCUAAAAACGACCAACGACCCUUUAAAAGACAGACAGAUUGAGAGAGACAACCAGACAGACUGUAUGUAGGAUGCUAUCCAGUGUGCGUAAAAAAAACAAAAAAAACACUUACAACUCUUUAAAAAUGAACUACUGUCAUUAGUUGAGGCUUCAGUCAGUGUUCUGGGAUUGCUUUACCGAUUAACCGCAAAAUGUUCUAGUUGAUCUGUUUUCUAAUACAGCUGUGUGUGUACUUACAAUUCUCUGUUGAUAUUUAGCAUUUAUCAUCAUCCGUUUAUUUUGGGGAUCAGAGGUCCUCAAGAACACGAAGAGAGAUGAAGAUGUUUGUGUUCAUUAUCUGAGACGGGACAAAAAUGUGUAUUUUUGCUCACAACAGUUCCCAGAGGUGAGGGGAGGAAGCCAGGCUAGGGUAUUGGAACCUAGUCCUAGCUGUCUCUAUAGCUGUAUCGCCAUGGCUACAGUAAGUGCCCUGUAUGCGUAUACUUCAGAGAGAGAGAGAGAGAGAGGAUAACGUGGACGAUGUGCCCUGAUCCAAAGCGUCUCAUCCUGAUGACAUCGUGUCACCAUGGUGAUGACCCUUGUGUACAGAAACGGUUUGUCCCUUAUACUGAAGUGCUCUGAUGAACUGUCUGUCUGUUUUGAAGAUGAUCUUGUACUGGAAAAGCCCAUUUUCUGUUACGGGAUACCGAGGUAGAGGAAGAAGCUUUAGGACCUGCACGAGCUGUCAUGGCGACGCCGAGACGUCUGCUUUUGCUGUUAUUAUAAAACCCUGUAAAUCUUUAAGCUGAAAGAAAUAUUGCACACUCCUUUGAUGUCCUUCUCCACAUCUUCUGACUGACACACACACACACACACACACACACACACACACACACACAAACAAAUCCGCUGGACCAAGCCAGAGCUUACUAUAGUAUGUCUGUGUCAGUUGAAGCUCGUUCAAGGCUUUGUCUAUGAGGAUUCCUUUCUUCCUUACUGUUGAGUUCUGUGAAUACUUACUACGCUGUCAUAUCACAUAUGUUCCGUGACUUCUGUUAGAACUGCGUCUCCAUAGCGACAGCUGUGUGGAAGUUCCGUUCCAUAACCCACAGUUUGUCGGCUUGUUCUCUGAGAUUGAGGUUAUGUCACCAAGACAAUAAAAAAAACAAUGGAAAAAACAACAACAAUGGCCUUUUAGCAGUGGCUGUGUCUCGAUAGUCGUAACUAGCUCCCUUUCCUUGUGUCCUUUCCUUGUGUCCUUUUCCUUCAUGAUCAGUGAUAUGGAAAGAAGUGAUACUGUAGGUAAAAAAAUCAAUAUGGUGGAAAGCCAUCCAAUCCUUUCACCUGUUAGAGGUCCCGAAGGAAAGGAAAUGAGGGGAGAAGACAAGUAAAGGAAGUAAUGAAAGAGUAUUGAGACCCAGCCGGUGUCUAUCAACUCAAAACACCUGAUACUUCCUCAGUGCUAAUGAAGGAAAGGAGACGAGGAAGGAAGCCAAAGACGAGUAUUGAAACACAACGCAAAGCAGUGUAUCUCAACUGGAAACAUCAUCCGUACCAUACUAUCACUGCAUGGUUCUGGUUCUGUCAACCUGUCAUUCAACAUCCAACUAUGGAAUCAAAUGUUUGGUUUCAGGAAUGUAGAGAAAAACAUUAGUUAUACUGUCUUGUUUAAAAUAAUUUGGUUGUAUGAUAACGAUACCUGUGUGGUGGGAUAUAUGGGUUGCGUCCCAAUAAGCUCUCCUUUCUCCCGAAGUGUGCACUCGUUCACUUUCCUUUAUGGAUUUCAAAGGACAUGACUGGAAUAUGGAACUCCCUCUAGAGUCCAGCCCAUGCCAACACAUAUCCAUAUCCAUAUAUUGUAUGGAGUAGUGAACGAGUGCACACUUCAGGAAAGAAAGAGAGAGUUUUGGGACACAAGUCAAGGAGAUGUGUACAACAGGAGGUCAUGUAACAUUAAUAAGAGCGUAGCUGGCUAAAUGUGUCAGAUGUGUAUUGUUUAUGUUGUUAAAUGCACAUGCUUUACCAAACUGACUGACAUGUAGUCCUGUAAUUGAACUAGAUUGCAUCAUUAUGUGUGGCCUCCGAACUUUCUUUUACUGUUUUUAAUAAAGGAUUAACCUCAAAUA